AUGUGGCCUAGAAGGCGCCUGCCGUGUGCUAGCAAAAUCUGUUAAAUGUGGGGCAGUUUACCGGCCGAAACACCUGAAUAGAUUCAUAUUCCGCUGCUAUUCUUGAGCCAACAUGCCGCCGAAGAAGCCUCCCCCUGCCACGGGAAAUAAAAAGACUCAAGAGAAAAAAAAGGAAAAGAUUAUUGAGGACAAGACUUUUGGUUUGAAGAACAAAAAAGGGGCCAAGCAGCAGAAGUACAUUAAGAAUGUUACUCAACAAGUCAAGUAUGGACAACAAAAUGCCCGGCAGAUCGCUCAGGCCGAGGCAGACAAGACCACUAAAAAGUCUGAUAAGAAGAAAGAGCUGGACGAGCUCAACGAGCUGUUUAAGCCUGUAGUGGCUGCUCAGAAAGUCAACAAAGGUGUUGAUCCAAAGUCGGUGCUGUGUGCGUUCUUCAAGCAGGGCCAGUGUACCAAAGGAGACAAGUGUAAGUUCAGCCACGACUUGUCCAUGGAGAGAAAGUGUGAGAAGAAGAGUGUGUACGUGGACGAGAGAGACGAAGAACUGGAGAAAGACACCAUGGAGAACUGGGAUGAGAAGAAACUGGAGGAAGUGGUCAACAAAAAACACGGAGAAGCAGAGAAGAAAAAAGCCAAAACUCAGAUCGUGUGUAAGUACUUCUUGGAAGCCAUAGAAAACAACAAAUACGGCUGGUUCUGGGUGUGUCCAGCAGGGGGCGACACCUGUAUGUACCGACACGCCCUGCCGCCGGGCUUCGUGCUGAAAAAGGACAAAAAGAAGGAAGAGAAAGAGGAGGAGAUCUCACUGGAGGAGCUGAUAGAGAACGAGCGGGCUGCUCUGGGUCCAAACGUCACUCGGAUCACUCUGGAGACCUUCCUGGCUUGGAAGAAGAGGAAAAGGCAGGAGAAGGUGGACAAAGCGAGGGAGGAGAUGGAGAAAAAGAAAGCAGACUUUAAAGCUGGGAAGUCUCUGGUGGUGAGCGGCCGUGAGGUGUUCGAGUUCCGCCCUGAGCUGGUUGAUGAUGACGACGACGAAGCUGACGAUACUCGUUACGCUGAUGAAGACAUGGAAGACGAUGAAGAAGAGGAUGAAGUCUCAGAUGUUCAGGACAUAGACUUGUCCCGUUUUGUUCCUCAAGAGGUGGACCAUUCAGGCAUCACUGUGGCGUCUACAGACCGCUUCAGCUCCAGAGGUCAGCCUGCCUCUGAAGCAAAGAACGAACAACUGAACGGCGCUUGUGGCGGCGCUGAGGCCAACGGCCUUCCAGGAGCAGAGGGAGGAGGCGGGGGAGGGGAGGAGGAGGAGGAUGAGGAGGAGGACGUACCAGUGGAUGAAAACUUGUUUACGGGAGAAGAUCUGGACGAGCUGGACGAGGAGCUGAACACGCUGGGCCUGGAGGACUGAGGCUGGACGCACUCAGAGACAGACAGAUGGAUGCAUGGAGCUGAAUGUGGAGGAAUGAUUUUAACUUUCAGAGACUGAUGAUGUCAUGACAUCACUGCCUGUCUCUGCCCCCCGUGUCACAGCCACGUCAUUGUGACAUCACCUUCUCUGGCCUGACCUCAUGUUGUCAUUGAAACAACAGCAGGUGCACUUUUCUGGGUGGCUUCCAUUGAAACUUAAGUGUUCAUCUUCCAGAUAGUUUCUCAUCAGUUCAACAUCACAUGAGCUCAGUCCGACACACCUUUACAAACAGGAAACACAGAUCCUCUAAUGCCAAAAUAAAAGAUGCACUUUGAUCUUUCUAGUUUUUCCAACAGAUCCAAUAAUCAGAUUCUACCUUCUUACAAAGUUUCUUUUAGAUUUGAAGGGAAAAUCCAGACUUUCUUCUUGAACGUGGCCGCCUGAAUGAGACCAGAUCUGUGCUGAUUUCCAGCCUUGUGUUGUAAAUAAUGCUCUCAUGGGUUUCCUCCUUAAUAAAAUAAAUGUUCAUUUAGUG
Messenger RNA from Austrofundulus limnaeus, 1940 nucleotides. RefSeq names its product zinc finger CCCH-type containing 15 (gene zc3h15). Gene Ontology annotation, molecular function: metal ion binding; mRNA binding. The coding region runs from base 113 to 1405 and encodes 430 amino acids. The transcript is spliced from 11 exons. Gene Ontology annotation, biological process: cytoplasmic translation. The record is from RefSeq and is a predicted model, not a curated record. Lineage: Eukaryota; Metazoa; Chordata; Actinopteri; Cyprinodontiformes; Rivulidae. Gene Ontology annotation, cellular component: cytosol.